GGCUGGGAGGAUCCCAGUCACAGCAGCCGCAGGCAGCAGCGCGGCAUCGCUGGGUACCACCGCACUCCCACCGGCAUCCUCUGCCCUUCCCGCUCAACUCAGCCCCACCGGGGCUGCCUGCCCUGCCUUGCCUUGCCAUCCCCUGCCCUGCCACCCCACCGGCAUCCCACCGCCCCCCGGCAGCCCCCCGGCACGGCCAGGAGCUCAGCCCCUCUGGCCAUGGAGCUGCUUUCCACCCCCAAAAAUAUCGAGAUCAACAACAUCACCUGCGAUUCUUUCCGCAUCUCCUGGGCCAUGGAGAAGGGGGACCUGGAGAGGGUCACCCACUACUUCAUCGACCUCAACAAGAAGGAGAACAAGAACUCCAACAAGUUCAAGCAUCGGGAUGUCCCCACCAAGCUGGUGGCCAAGGCGGUGCCGCUGCCCAUGACGGUGCGGGGCCACUGGUUCCUGAGCCCCCGCACCGAGUACAGCGUGGCGGUGCAGACGGCCGUCAAGCAAAGCGAUGGCGAGUACCUGGUGUCCGGCUGGAGCGAGACGGUGGAGUUUUGCACCGGGGACUAUGCCAAGGAGCACCUGGCCCAGCUGCAGGAGAAAGCCGAGCUGAUCGCCGGUCGCAUGCUGCGCUUCUCCGUCUUCUACCGCAACCAGCACAAGGAGUAUUUCCAGCACGUCAGGAUGCACUGUGGGAACGUGAUGAAGCCGUCGUUGAAGGACAACAGCGGCAGCCACGGUUCGCCCACCAGCGGCAUGCUGCACGGCAUCUUCUUCAGCUGCAACACCGAAUUCAACACCGGGCAGCCCCCCCAGGACUCGCCCUACGGUCGUUACCGUUUCCAGAUCCCGGCUCAACGUCUCUUCAACCCCAACACCAACCUCUACUUCGCGGACUUCUACUGCAUGUACACCGCCUACCACUACGUCGUCCUGGUCCUGGCACCCAAGGGUUCCUCAGGAGACAUCUUCUGCCGGGAGCGUCUACCCCAACUGGACAUUUCCUCCAACAAGUUCCUGACGUGCUGCGUGGAGGAGGGUGAGCUGGUGUACCGCCAUGCCCAGGACAGCAUCCUGGAGGUCAUAUACACCGAGCCGGUGGACCUCAGCCUUGGCGUGCUGGGGGAGAUCAGCGGGCACCAGCUGAUGAGCCUCUCCACCGCCAACGCCAAAAAGGACCCCAGCUGCAAGACGUGCAACAUCAGUGUGGGGCGUUAAGGCUGGGAUGCGGGCAGGGAUGGGGAGGGGGACAGGUGCCCACCGCGGGGGCUUCUCCCACGGACGCUGCUGGGUGGAGGAGCCGGAUGGGUGUGGGGGACCCGGCCGGUGUAAAUAGCGACGUUGCCUGUGCCCCUGCCCGCUCGAGGAAGGAGCCGGCGGGAUGCUCGCCCAGCACGGAGGCAGAGCCCAUGCCGCUCUGCGCCCCGAGGGGGGAGACCCUCCUCUCCUGGACUGGUUGACCAGCAUCAUCCUCGCUGGCGUGAGCCCCGUGCUCUGCCCUGUGCUACGCAGCCGCUGCGGGACCCCCCUUCCUCUCCGGCAUCCCCCCGCAUCCCCUGGCCCCCUGCUCCAGGGCUCGCCCCCCUGCCCAGUGAUGCAGCACUCGGGGAGCCCUGGCCCUGCCAACUGGGGCUGGGGCUCCCCAGCCACCCCAGGGGGUUCAGUGAAGAGGCUGGAAGCACCCCCCCCCCCGGUUUUGAACUGCUCCCGGGGAUGGAGGGGUGCUUGGGCAGGGACCCCCGCUCCCGCUGGCACCGCUUGGGGGCUGCAGUCGUGGUGCACGUGUCCGCAGUGGUGUGGGGGACGUCGUGGCGUGUCCCCCAUGUCGUGCAGCGCUGUGUUUGCUCUCUGCUCUAGCCGUCGCUGUGCCGCCCAAACCCCCGGCCCCGCGGCCCAGCGGGCAGCCAGAGGAGCUGGGGUUGGGGGGAACAGAGCUGACCCCCCCCCCUACCCCGUGUCUCCCCUCCGUCGCCCCCCGCAUGAGCCGUCGGCAGCAUGGUGCUUGCGUGCCGGCCCCCGCGGGCUGCCCGCUCCCCGUCUCUGUGUAUGCGAUGCACGCUGUAACGGUAGAAGAGAACAACCUCCCCGUCCCCGAGCAUCCCUGUGCUGUGCUGGCGGUGUGUCA
Falco peregrinus (peregrine falcon) is the source of this 2119-nucleotide messenger RNA. It is a transcript of the gene PHYHIP, whose product is annotated as phytanoyl-CoA 2-hydroxylase interacting protein. Gene Ontology annotation, molecular function: protein binding. The record is from RefSeq and is a predicted model, not a curated record. The transcript has 5 exons. Gene Ontology annotation, cellular component: cytoplasm. Bases 220 to 1212 code for a protein of 330 amino acids. Lineage: Eukaryota; Metazoa; Chordata; Aves; Falconiformes; Falconidae.